Molecule: messenger RNA, 456 nt
Organism: Macadamia integrifolia
Lineage: Eukaryota; Viridiplantae; Streptophyta; Magnoliopsida; Proteales; Proteaceae
Product: probable inactive purple acid phosphatase 28
Exons: 2
Coding region: 85-435 (116 amino acids)
Cellular component (GO): cytoplasm
Molecular function (GO): hydrolase activity, acting on ester bonds
Source: RefSeq, a predicted model, not a curated record
AGCAUUUUGAGGUUUUCAUUCCGACCGAAGGAACUGCUUUGUGCCAAUUGGGAAGAUUCCGUUUUCCUUUUUCAGAGUUGAGAGAUGGAGGGUUCUUCGAGAGAAAAAUGUUUGACCCUCCCUCUCUUUAUCGGAUUCCUCUCAGCAGUGCUGUACCUUCUUCAAACCCUAAUACUCGAGAAUUUGAUGGUGGGAAACACAGAGGUUAAGGUAAAGAGAAAGCCUGAUCUUCCACUCAGAUUCAACUCCAAUGGCACCUUCAAGAUCCUUCAGGUUGCCGAUAUGCAUUACGGGAAUGGGAUCGUGACCAGGUGUAGAGAUGUACUGCCAUCGGAAUUCGAGUUCUGUUCCGAUCUUAAUACGACUCAGUUCCUUCGGAGGAUGAUUAAAGCUGAGAACCCCGAUCUUAUCGUCUUUACAGGUGUGAAUAUUUGAGAUUAUUCUGGAUCAAUAUUC